Messenger RNA from Aplysia californica (California sea hare), 1254 nucleotides. RefSeq names its product ankyrin repeat domain-containing protein 66. The record is from RefSeq and is a predicted model, not a curated record. NCBI's taxonomy places the organism in Eukaryota, Metazoa, Mollusca, Gastropoda, Aplysiida, Aplysiidae. Gene Ontology annotation, molecular function: protein binding.
GCUAGGGGGGGGGGGGACUCCGCCUCACGGGAAUAUACUGUAUUAUCUCUCUUCGCAAGGCGCCACCAAUGGCCAUGCACGACGGACCAGAAGAUCAACUGAUCAGAAUGGUGGACCGAUCGAUCAAUAGUUUCCCCGGUAGGUGAACGAGAUCGAUACGGGAAUGUGUUGCUUAGCACAUAACACACGUCAAGUUUACACAGUGAGAGGUGCUGGCCGAGUGGCGCCGUCGACAGUUCGAGCCAGUCCCCAGAGCUCGACUGGAAGAACAGAGGAAUAAAAGGGGGCCCCGUCAGUCGGACUCAAAGUGGAUAAAUAAUUCUUUGUUGUGGCAGAAGUUGACCGAAGUGGAGACAGAGCAGGAGGAGCGGCGAGCCAAGCUGUCCUUGGAUGGGCUGGAGUCUGACGAGGAAGAGGACGAGUGGGAGUCAAGGACAUCCAGGAGUCUGCUAGACAGAACGAGUACCUAUCGAUCCUGAUUCCUUCAUCGAUCGAUCCUGGCUAAUCAGAUCAGUCCUACUGAAUAAAGGAGUGGACACUUAUUCUGUCUCAGAUCGCCUGCUCCCCCCCCCUCCCCUCCCAUAAAUACCCCUCCCCCAGGUCUCCUCCCCCUCCCCCACUUUUUUGGGCAGCAAUUCACUUCGGGGUCCCAAACAUUUGGUUGUUGUUGGUAUCUUUGUUGUUCUUUAUUGGCUCAUAAUUAUAUAUGCGUCGUUUUGAGUUUUAGCAUCCUCUAAUCAAUGAAUAAUUAACUGUAUUUAAUUUAUGUUGGUAUUGUUUCGUUUUCUUUAAGAUGCCAUAAUAUUCACACGUGUCAGUAUGAUGAUUAUUUGUUAUACAUUUGUGCCACAACUUUCAAGUGUUUUGAAUGUACAUGCUAUUUGAAAUUAACUCAGUUUUAGUGACCUCACUGGAACUUGUGAUUACAGUUUAACUUAUUGAUGAAUCGAUGAAUUAAUCGAUGAAUUGGGUAGAAAGGAACUGGUUAUAAUUAAUGAAUUUUUACUGAGACGAUUGAUUGAUAAAUCGAUUAUACACUUGAUCCGACCAUAGUUGACUGGUCAUUCUAUUAUCUAAUGGUCAUUUGUUUGAUUGAUUAGCUAGUUAUUUGCUAGCGGAAAAAGUGUCUUUAGUGAUGGUCGUCGCUACUUUACAAUUAUGAAGUUCUGUCUGACAUUUUGGACCCUUUUAAGUGACGAAAACCAUGAGGUCGGAAACCAAACCAAAAAAAAAAAGAAAAAGAAAAAAAGAAAA